AUGCUGCCAUUGCUUCCCGGUUUUGAAGGUGAUAUUGGCGCACCUGGUGGUUCAGCACUACAGGCAGUUCUGUCCUGGACCUACAAGUCACUUUCACGAGGACCGGGCUCGCUGAUUGAGAAUUUGAAGCGGGCAAUUCCUGAUCCAAUGGAAUAUAUUCAUAUUGGCUCUUUGCGUACUUACAACACUCUCUCUGGCAAGUUGCUGACUGAAUUAAUUUACAUACACUGUAAAUUGAUGAUUGUGGACGACAGAUAUGUGAUCAUUGGUUCAGCAAAUAUCAACGAUCGUUCGCAGGCCGGCAACAGAGAUUCCGAGGUGCUCCCUCUUUCAGAGCACCUUGGAUUAUUACCAGAGCAGAAGAGAAAGCCGCCUCGAAUGAAAAUAGAUUUGGACGACCCAGUCGCCGAUUCCUUCUUCGUAGGCACUUGGGGAGCAAUUGCCAAAAAGAAUACGGAAAUUUUCGAAAAGGUGUUCAAUGUGCUCCCAACCGAUAAAUUGAAGGAUUUCGAGGAACUAAGAGUUCACGUUGCGAAGAUUCCUUUGAGCGAAUCUGUGCCGCAGGUGGCCGAAGAGUAUCUUCGAGAUCUGGUCGGUAGUCUUGUGGAAUUCCCACUCGAUUUCCUCUGCAAUGUGAAUCUGGUGCCCGGAUUUGCAUCCAAGGAGGGUAUUGUGCCGUCAUCCGUAUUCACAUAA
This is a messenger RNA of Gongylonema pulchrum, 696 nucleotides long. NCBI's taxonomy places the organism in Eukaryota, Metazoa, Nematoda, Chromadorea, Rhabditida, Gongylonematidae. The record is from the annotation of a GenBank genome assembly.